AUGAAGGUCGCUACUUCCGCCUUCGUCGUGCUCGCUGCGAGUGGGCACGCUGUUGCCUCCUGGCUCGAUUGGUCUGACCAGGAUGUCACCGUCACAGACACCUUGACAAGGACGAUUGAGUACUGCCCUUGCAAUGGAGAAGUCCGAGUUACCCCUGUUUCUCCUGCGGAGGGUGUCCAGGUCUAUACUACUACAACAAACGCAGUUGCGCCUGUCCUGACUACUGGGCCGAGAACCAUUACAAAAGCCGGCCCUAUCGUUGUCGUCUACACCACUGAAGGAUACUUGACCACGAAAACCGGAAUCGCCAUUGAGCUGUGCCCGACGGACGGGGCCCCUGGGGAGACCGUGACAAAGACCGUCUGGACUGGAGCACAGCCUACAAACGAACUGGCGUGGAUUGAUUGGACUGACGACGAUGCGGUGGAUGGGGCGACUUUGACCAGGACACACACCGAGUUCACCACCGUCAUCGGACCUGCGCCGACCAGCGACGAGCCUGAACCAUGGUCUGAUUGGGUUGCGACGACCAACUCGGUCAGGACUACAUCAACUACGUCCGGUCUUGUUGGACCCAUCGGUGGCUCGACCUCGUCUCUCACAACGAGCGGAUACUCGUCCUCCAGCUCCAGCUCCAGUGGCUUUGGCGUUGGGCCGAUCGGCGGUUCAAUCACCACUUCAUCCAGCAUGUCAACUACAUCCAGCACCUCUAUGACGAGCUCUUCCGGUGGCGCUGUUGGCCCUAUCGGAGGCAGCACCACAGCCUCGUCCAGCUUGUCCACCACCCCAGCCGCGAGCUCUACCAGCGCCGCGUCAACGACCACCGGUAUCUUAUCACCCAUCAUGCAGACCACAUCUGCGGGAACAUCAUCCACUACUGUGGCUGUUGUGACAAGCUCAACCACUGCCGCCGUUACGACGACCCCUGUUGUGGCCUCGACUACAACCUCUGCAGCAGCAUCCAUUCAGACAGUGAAUGUGGGCACUGACUACAUCUCUGGAAUUCUGGAGGCUCACAACAUCCACCGUGCGAACCACUCUGCGGCUGCCCUGACCUGGGCUACCAAUCUGGCAACCAUUGCAGGGGAGACUGCCGCAACGUGUGUCUAUGCGCAUGACGUCACCACCGGCGGCGGCGGUUAUGGCCAAAACAUCGGUGCUGGCUACACCCCCCUCCAGGUCCCUGGCAUGAUUGGCAAUGACAUGUACAACCGUGAGAUGCCUUUCUAUCCCGGCCCCUACGACACGAACAAUGUCGAUACCAGCAACUUCGGAAACUGGGGCCACUUCUCGCAGAUCGUCUGGAAGGGCACCCAGCAAGUCGGCUGUGCCACUCAAUAUUGCCCUCAAGGGCUGACGAACGCCGCGUUUGCUCAGUACUUCACGGUUUGCAAUUACUAUCCCCCUGGUAAGUUCAUUUCUGGCAACUGUCGUCCUUAA
Molecule: messenger RNA, 1440 nt
Organism: Capronia coronata CBS 617.96
Lineage: Eukaryota; Fungi; Ascomycota; Eurotiomycetes; Chaetothyriales; Herpotrichiellaceae
Exons: 2
Coding region: 1-1440 (479 amino acids)
Cellular component (GO): extracellular region
Source: RefSeq, a predicted model, not a curated record